UAAAAUGAUGUUAUAUAGGCACCAACCCUAAUUAGUUAUUAGUUAGUAUAAUGUAGCUGCGGACAGACAUAUAGGUAAUAACCCUUAUUUUUUAGAUUUUAUAAGCAAAAAUGAUCCUUCCAUCUUGUUCUGACGAGGAAAAGACACAAAUAUUUCAUCCAUGCUCAAAACUAAUACAGGUCUCCUAUGAGCCUGUAGGUCGAUGGUUUGAAGCAUGCUUGAAGCGACAACGUUCAGAAAAGUCUGUUUCCUUUGUGGAAGAAUUAUGUGAAAAAGAAUUAGGGUCAGAUAAGGACGAUAAGGAGUUGACAGAUGAGGAAAAAUCUUUCAUGUUAGGCCUGGAUGCAACUGAAUGGAAGAAACAAGACCAUUACAGAGUGUUGGGAGUUUCUCAUCUCAGAUGGAAGGCGACAGAUGAAGAAAUAAAAUCGGCCUAUCGAAAAAAGGUGUUAAAAUAUCAUCCUGAUAAGAAGGGUAAACAUUCAAAGAAACACCUUCCUCCUGGAUUGAGUGAACAUGACUACUUUACCUGCAUAACGCGAGCAUAUGAAACCCUAGCGACAUUGGAAGGACGACAGGCUUACGACAGCGUCGAUCCAACUGUGGAUGAUACCAUACCCAGCUUUUCACCGAAGCAAGAUUUUUAUAAAGUUUUUUCGCAAGUCUUCAAAAAUAAUUCAAGGUGGUCAAAAGAAUGGCCUGUACCUGAACUGGGUGGGCCAGACACACCACAAAAAGAAGUAAAUGAGUUUUACUCAUUUUGGUAUGAUUUCAAAUCAUGGCGAAAUUUCGCUUAUAUGGAUGAAGAAGAACAAGCUGAUAAUCGAGAGGAGAGGAGAUGGUUGGAACGAGAAAAUCGUCGGAUGCGACAGAAACGAAAAAAAGAUGAGAUACAGCGUGUUCGAAAUAUUGUUGAAUUGGCAUAUCAGAAUGAUCCUAGAAUCAAAUUAUUCAAAAAUGCAGAAAAACAGAAAAAACUUGAGCUGAAACAAGCGAAAGAGCAGGCUGCUCAAGAAAAGGAAAAGCAAAGGUUGGAAGAGCUUGAACGAGAGAAAAAAUUGAAAGAAGAAGAAGAAUUGGAAGCGAAAGAAAAGGCCACACGAGAGAAAAAGGAGAAGGAGAAAUUAAGAAAAGCUGCUGCUCGAGAUAGAAAAGUAGUUCGGCAAGCAAUAAAAAAUGAAAAUUUCUUCAACAUAGACGAGAAUGAAAUCACAUCAUUAGAACGAUUAGAACAAUCCUUGGAGAAUUUAUCUCUAACAAACUUACAAGAAUUGAGAGAGACAGUAGAAAAGGGCGAUAAGGAGACACUGAAAGAAUUAUAUGUGAAACAUUCUACUGAAGUUUUGGAGAAAUUAAAAGAGCAAAUGAAAGAACAAAAGAAAAAAGAAGAAGCCGCUUUGGCUGCUGCCACAAAGCAAUCCACGACCGCACAAGUAACUGUCGACCAAAACUGGACGGAUACUGAGUUGCAGUUGCUAGUGAAGGCAACGACUCUUUUUCCAGUGGGUACAGCUUCACGAUGGGAGGUGAUUGCAAAUUACAUCAACGAACAUUCUGGCGCCCCAAAGCAGAAAACAGGAAAACAAGUGAUAAAUAAAGUGAAAAAUUUGAAGAAAUUAGAUCCGUCCUUAAAAACAGAAGUAAAUAAAAUGGCUUUCAAAAACUUAGAGAAGGCGACGAGUGCAAAACUCACUCAGAAUAUUUCAUCGGAUAUUUCACUAAAAGAUCAAACAGGAAAAGCGACUACACCUGAAGAUGCACCAUGGACUGCAGAUGAACAAAAGUUAUUGGAACAAGCUCUUAAAACAUAUGGCUCCAACACACCAGAACGAUGGGAUAAAGUCGCCAGCUUGAUACCUUCCAGAACGAAAAAAGAAUGUAUGCGAAGAUACAAGGAACUGGUCGAGAUGAUAAAAGCGAAAAAGGCAGCUCAAAGCGCUGCAAGUAAAUAAUAAAAGAGUUAUUUUUGAUACAUAA
This is a messenger RNA of Hydractinia symbiolongicarpus, 1977 nucleotides long. RefSeq names its product dnaJ homolog subfamily C member 2-like. The transcript is spliced from 18 exons. Lineage: Eukaryota; Metazoa; Cnidaria; Hydrozoa; Anthoathecata; Hydractiniidae. Gene Ontology annotation, molecular function: Hsp70 protein binding; ribosome binding. Gene Ontology annotation, cellular component: cytosol. Bases 111 to 1952 code for a protein of 613 amino acids. Gene Ontology annotation, biological process: regulation of translational fidelity; 'de novo' cotranslational protein folding. The record is from RefSeq and is a predicted model, not a curated record.